UAUUAUUACCCAGCCAUUGCGGCCCCACGCCGCGCAUGCAAACCGGCGCGCGGACGUGUGCACGGUCAACAGAACACGAGGAUUCCAGAUCUGGCUGCUCCACCCACAAACCCCCAUAACGCCACCUCCUCACAGCAUGGUCGCUGACAAAUACAUCGGGCUUGCGCUUGCCAUGUCGUCGUCGUUAGCGAUUGGCACGUCGUUCAUCAUCACCAAAAAGGGCCUCAUGGACACGUCGUCCCGCUUGGGCUCCGACAAUGCCACGGGCCACCAGUACUUGCAGAACCCCAUCUGGUGGGCGGGCAUCCUCACCAUGGCCAUCGGCGAGGUGGCCAACUUCGCCGCAUACACAUUUGCGCCGGCCAUCUUGGUCACGCCGUUGGGCGCGUUGUCCGUGAUCAUCGGCGCCGUUCUCGCCGCGCUUUUCUUGAAGGAGGAGCUCGGCACGUUGGGCAAAAUGGGCUGUGCCAUCUGCCUCAUGGGCUCGGUAAUCAUCGUGCUCCACGCGCCGCCAGACAAGGAGAUCGAGACGGUGGACGAGAUCCUCACGUACGCCACGCGGCCCGGGUUUCUUUUCUACGCGUUCGUGGUGACCGUGUACUCGCUCUUCACGAUCUACAAGAUCGUGCCGAAAUACGGGCACACGAACCCGAUGAUCUACAUCUCGAUCUGCUCCAGCGUGGGCCUGAUUUCCGUGAUGGCCAUCAAGGCGUUCGGCAUUGCGUUGAAGUUGACGUUUGCCGGCAACAACCAGUUUUCCCACGCGUCCACGUACGUGUUCAUCGUGAUCGUGUGCGUGUGCAUCGUCACGCAGAUGAACUACUUCAACAAGGCCUUGGACCAGUUCGACACGUCCCUCGUCAACCCGUUGUACUACGUGACCUUCACCACCUGCACGCUCGCCGCGUCGUUCGUGCUUUUCCAGGGCUUCAACACCACGUCGGCCAUCAACAUCAUCUCGUUGUUGAUCGGCUUCCUCAUCAUCUUCUCCGGCGUGUACUUGCUCAACAUCUCACGCAAGACGCCCGAGCCCCACGACAAGGAGAUCUUCGGCCUGCACGCCGGCAAGGACAUGGGGCCCAUGGACAACGGCGUGGGCGGCUUCUCGUCCGUGCGCAGGUCCAUGCAGCUCUCGCGGGCCGAGUACGACAGCGAGGAGACCGUGGGCUUGCGCAGAAUCGACUCUUUUGACAUUUCCGACGACGACGUGGACUCGCGCCACAGGCACUUGUAGCGUGUUGGCCGUGGCCGUGGCCUGCCAGCGGGCGUGUGUGCGGUGGCACUGCUGGGAGCAGGAUCACCGGAAAUUGUCAAGUUGUAGGAGAGACUGGCAGGAGAGUUGAGGGAGAUAUGGUAGAAGAGUUGCAGAAGAGCCUGGUAGAGGAGUUGCAGAAGAGCCUGGUAGAGGAGUUGCACCAGAGACUGGUAGAGGAGUUGCACCAGAGAC
Molecule: messenger RNA, 1447 nt
Organism: Metschnikowia bicuspidata var. bicuspidata NRRL YB-4993
Lineage: Eukaryota; Fungi; Ascomycota; Pichiomycetes; Serinales; Metschnikowiaceae
Exons: 1
Coding region: 137-1234 (365 amino acids)
Biological process (GO): magnesium ion transport
Cellular component (GO): membrane
Molecular function (GO): magnesium ion transmembrane transporter activity
Source: RefSeq, a predicted model, not a curated record